Messenger RNA from Cryptotermes secundus, 2051 nucleotides. Its product is annotated as facilitated trehalose transporter Tret1. Lineage: Eukaryota; Metazoa; Arthropoda; Insecta; Blattodea; Kalotermitidae. Gene Ontology annotation, molecular function: sugar transmembrane transporter activity. The record is from RefSeq and is a predicted model, not a curated record. Gene Ontology annotation, biological process: transmembrane transport; carbohydrate transport. The transcript has 6 exons. Gene Ontology annotation, cellular component: membrane. Bases 246 to 1718 code for a protein of 490 amino acids.
UGACCACUCACGUCCAGCUAGUACCGAGGUCAAGAAAAUGUGGAUCCAUACAUCCAUUACCCCAUACGUCUCUAUAACGAAGUGCUAAAUUUGAUAAGCACCUUACGCGUGAUAUUUGUCGUCAUAAUGAAAUUUGGCGUUACCACGGCAACAAACUGUCGAGUGUGAACAGGUUGCAUAAAAGUAAUGUAAUAAGUCACAAGCGAGAAGUCUUCCAGUCUAUCGUGUAUAUUCUAGCGACCGCAAUGGAGAUGGAAAUGUCGGACCCCAACUCACUGCAAGACAACGACGCGCCCACGGAGACGCGCAUUCCGCAGCCUGCGGAAGUCACCGCAACAGACAAGGUGCCGCAAAUCCUGGCUACGAUAGCAGCCAAUAUUAUCGUGGUCUCAGCAGGAACCCUCCUGUCAUGGACUUCGCCCGCCACUCCAAUGCUGCAACACCAAGACAGUCCUUUCAGGAUAACAGAUCAUGAAGCUUCGUGGGUUGGGUCCUUGUUGGCGCUCGGCGCGGCGUUUGGAGGGCCUCCGUUUGGUAUGUUGGUGAACAUGGUGGGCCGCAAGUUGGCCAUCCUGGCGCUCUCACUGCCCGUCACUGUUAGCUGGAUCCUGAUCCUCUGCACCAGAUCCGUCGCCUGGCUGUACAUCGCGAGACUCGUCUCGGGUCUGACUCUCGGGGGCGUGGUCUUCGUCAUUCCUAUUUACGUAGCCGAGAUUGUAGAGCCAUCCGUCAGAGGACCUCUCAGCGCCGUCUUUCAGGUGGCUUUCAACAUCGGCAUACUGUACGCCUAUGUGGUUGGAGCCGCUGGUCACUACACUCUGCUGAACCUCACGUGCCUCGCCCUUCCUGUCCUCGCCGUUCUUAUCUUCGUGUGGAUGCCUGAGGCUCCCCAGUAUCUGCUAACAAAGGACAACCGCGCAGGCGCAGCGAAGUCGCUGCAAUGGCUUAGGGGCAAAAGUCACAACGUGGAGCAUGAACUUCAGCAGCUGAAGGAAGUCGCGGAGAAGGAAGCCAGGAACAGGGGUUCCUUGAAGGAUAUGCUGACGAGUCCAUUGGCUGUGAAGGCCCUCGUGAUCUCGACAGGGCUGGUGAGCUUCCAGCAGCUGGGAGGAAUCUGCGUGGUGCUCUUCUACACGGAGACUAUCUUCCAGGCGGCUGGCAGCAGCAUGUCUGCCAGUCUCAGCGCCGUCAUUGUUGGUACGGUCAUGCUCAUAAUGUCCUUCUGCAUCAUGCCCAUUAUGGAUCGGGCAGGCCGGCGCGUCUUGCUGCUCGUGUCCACCUGCGUCGACGCACUCAGCAUCCUGGUGCUGGGCCUCUACUUUCUGCUGAAGGAGCAGCUUCACCGAGACGUCACGGCCAUCAGCUGGCUACCUCUCGUGUGCCUCGUCACGUACAUCGGAGCGUACUGCCUGGGGAUCGGGCCCCUGCCCUGGGUCGUAAUGUCCGAGGUGCUUCCUCCCAACGUGAAGGGCAGCGCGGGGGCCAUAGUGACCUCGUCCUGCUGGAUAACCUCCUUCAUGCUCACCAACAGUUUCCAGACCUUCACAGACUACGUGGGCAGGUACUGCGCCUUCUUAGUGUUCGCCCUGCACUCACUCAUCGCAGCACUGUUCGUGUACUACAAGGUACCCGAGACCAAGGGAAUAUCACUACAAGAAAUCCAGGAUAGACUGGCUGGGAGGAAGGAGGGAAACAUCAACGGCUCAGUUUCGAUAUAAGCCCUUGUGAAUUAGGUCGAGAGAAAUUCAAGCAAAUGAAAUAAUUUGCGAGUCCUCGAUAUACAGUAGCACCUCUGUUCUAAGUCGAAAAGUCGUCAGUCGGGUUUGUUAUAACACAGACGUGCGGGGUUACGCUCCUGGACCUAACGGUACAGAUUCAUAUUUCGAUACUGUAAUACCUGUCACUCUACAGUUCCAUUCAUUAUAUUGUAAAAUUAAUAAAUGGACGUCACAUAGUAUAGCACUGAAGGCUCAAACUUCUUAGAGAUAAUAUAUAAAAUAAUUUAAUAAUUUAAAAUUGUUUGUUUGUGUUGCAAUUCGAGCAUUUAUAAU